Molecule: messenger RNA, 1896 nt
Organism: Striga asiatica
Lineage: Eukaryota; Viridiplantae; Streptophyta; Magnoliopsida; Lamiales; Orobanchaceae
Source: the annotation of a GenBank genome assembly
CUCAGAGAUAUAUUAUCAUUCAUCAUCAAUUCAUCAUACAGUCACGGUUAACAAACGGGGAUAACAAUUGAAGUAAACAAGGCCAUGGACACGGAUAAUGAUCCUUCCAUCCUAUCCCAUCCACUAAAACAAACGAGGCCUUAGACUAUGGACACGGAGCUACGCACUCCAUUCGCAGGAUUCGUUGGUUCUUGUCAGUCGAUGGCGUGCAAUGCCGUUUUGUGUCUCCUCCUUUUGGUGUCGUUUUCUUCUUUGUCUCCGAGGCCGUGCACCGGAAAAAGUUACGAAGUCACCGGAAAAAAUGGUGUAGUGGCAGCCGAUGAAAUUUUGUGCUCGGAAAUCGGAGUCGAUGUGCUGAAAAAGGGCGGCCAUGCGGUGGAUGCCGCGGUGGCUGCCGCCCUGUGCCUAGGGGUGACCAUGUAUAAAGGAAAUGCCACCCUAAAGGCCAAGGGCCCGCUUUCCAUUGCGGUCCCGGGCGAGCUCGCGGGCCUCAAUCUCGCCUGGCGAGAUUACGGUAAACUCCCUUGGAAUAGUCUUGUCCAGCCCGCCAUUCGCCUUGCGAGCCGCGGGUUCAAGAUCUCUCCUUAUCUCUACAUGCAAAUGAACAAAACAAAAUCGGACAUCAUGGCCGACGAGGGUCUCAAGAGCAUAUUCACGAGAAACGGGAGUUUGUUGGGACUUGGCGAAACUUGCCGCAACUUGAAGCUUGCCGAGACAUUGAAGGAAAUAUCCGAAAACGUGGAGUCGUUUUAUAACGGCUCCCUCGGACAAAAGUUGGCCGAUGACGUGCGUAAAGCCAACGGGAUAUUGACUCGAGAAGAUUUGCGCGGUUAUAAGGUAGAAGUUAGGAAUCCCGUUGAGGUCGACGUGAUGGGAGUUAAAGUAUUGAGCAUGGGCCCGCCUUCGACCGGAGGUCCUUCUCUAGCGCUCGCUCUGAAACACGCGUUUGCCGUGCGGAUGAAUCUCGGUGAUCCGGCUUUCGUCGAUGUUACGUCCGUGCUAAGAGACAUGUUGUCGAAAGACUUUGCUCAGGAGCUAAGAAAAACUAUUGACGAUAGCAAGACAUUCGAUUUUAGCCAUUACGGUGGGAGGUGGAAUCAGAUUCAUGAUCACGGCACGAGUCACAUUUCCAUUGUUGACCAAGAACGUAAUGCGGUCUCGAUGACCACCUCAAUCAAUGCAUAUUUUGGCUCGACUUUUCUCUCUACAAGCACAGGCAUUGUUCUCAACAACGAAAUGGACGACUUUUCGAUGCCUCAGCCGAACGACACUAAAAAUCCGGAAGUUUUUCCACCCGCGCCGACCAACUUUGUCGAGGCUGGGAAAAGGCCACUUUCGUCAAUGACACCGACAAUUAUUGUCAAUAAAGAUGGAACAGUAAGAGGCGUUGUAGGUGGUAGAGGAGGGAGCAAUAUAAUUGCAGCAGUAGCAGAGGUUUUAUUGAACUAUUUGAAAAGACAAAUGGACCCUCUUUCUUGUGUUGUCGCUCCUCGACUUUUUCAUCAGCUGAUUCCGAACGUGGUAUUGUACGAGAACUGGACAGUGCCAACAGGUGGUCAUUUUGAGGUCCCAAAGGAAAUAAGGAAUGCUCUAACUAAAAGGAACCACACUCUUCAAAGCUCCUCAACUGCCACAAUGUGCGAAUUUGUUGUUCACGAAUUUAUAAAUGGAUCGAGUGAGCUCAUUGCUGUAAGCGACCCGAGAAAGGGUAGUUUUCCGGCUGGUUACUAAGUCCGGUUUUCUAAUUGUACUUUGUGUGGUGUUCGACGUGUUUUUUUUGGUAUUCCAAUGAAUGUUCCACUUUUGUAAUCUUAACUCUUAAAGGAAAAUUUAGACUUUGUAAUAGUUGUGUGUGUAAGAUCUAUUUUGGAAUUAAACAUGUGUAAUUGAUUCAUG